UGUCGUCAUCGGGGCGCCUGCGCGGUGGUGACGUGGCCGGGGGCUCUGCGGCCGCCUUGGGUCCUCCGUGACGUCACGCCCCCCGCCCCCCACCUCCCGGCUCGGCUGCACGGCUCCGGAGUGAAGAGAGGCCCUUUCCUUCCCUAUGGGCAGCUGGCAGGCAGGAAAGAACCUGCGACACUGCCUGGCACACCGCCCGCCCUUGGUCUGUGCUGCUCUUUCACUGCUGCUGCUGGGCGCCGCGGGCCUGGGCCUUGGGAGUUUUGUUCAUUUUCAUGGGGCCGGGCUCCACGACCCCGACGUACCCCAGGACUGGAUCUCCUUUCUGAGGUCCCUGGGGCGGCUGACCCUCUGCCCAGGGAAUGGGUCGGCUGGGGGAAGGCCACUUCUGCCUGGAACUCAUUCCGUGCGCCUGCUAACCAGCCUGAACCUCGGCGGGGGCCCAAAAGGGAACAAGACUCAGCGGCUGCAGGCUGCCCUCUGGGGCCAUCAGCUGGGCCUAACUGGCCUUUCUGCUGAAGAACUGGUCUUGAUCAGGACCCAGGCGCCAAUGGAGGGGACCCCAGGGACUUGCCUGGUCUUCAACGCGGCCCCUAGUGUCCUUCCCUUGAGCCAGCCGCCUCAGUCCUGCCAGGAAGAAGAAGACGGGGAAGCUGUGAAUGUGUUUGCCAGUGAGAACCCCAGGCCGGGAGAGGAGUGUUAUCGGGUCUGGGGCCGUGGAGAUGUCAUUGUCACCAAAUUACUUACCUCAGAGGAGCUGGCUCUGUGUGGUUCGCGGCUACUCUACUCCGGCUGUUUCCUCCUCCUCUUCUGUGGCCUCCUCUGCUGCUGUGCAGCCAUCUGUACCCAUCCCCACUGGGAGAGUCCCCAGUCCUGGAACCAGAUCUAGGGGCUGAAAGCCCCCACCCCCCACCCGCAUCUUAGGUUUGCCGCAGGAGUCCUCUGGCCCCGCGGGGCGUCUGGUCGGAAGGAAACCGAGGAUUGGGUUAAGGACCAAUAAAAUGUUUGCGUUCGUUCA
This is a messenger RNA of Ornithorhynchus anatinus (platypus), 1018 nucleotides long. RefSeq names its product transmembrane protein 219 (gene TMEM219). Bases 146 to 889 code for a protein of 247 amino acids. The transcript has 6 exons. The record is from RefSeq and is a predicted model, not a curated record. NCBI's taxonomy places the organism in Eukaryota, Metazoa, Chordata, Mammalia, Monotremata, Ornithorhynchidae.